This is a messenger RNA of Hyposmocoma kahamanoa, 4526 nucleotides long. It is a transcript of the gene Klp67A, whose product is annotated as kinesin-like protein KIF18A. The coding region runs from base 1 to 2625 and encodes 874 amino acids. Gene Ontology annotation, molecular function: ATP binding; microtubule binding; microtubule motor activity. Lineage: Eukaryota; Metazoa; Arthropoda; Insecta; Lepidoptera; Cosmopterigidae. Gene Ontology annotation, biological process: microtubule-based movement. The record is from RefSeq and is a predicted model, not a curated record. The transcript has 9 exons.
AUGGUUAAAGUGGAAAAAGUGCCUGGUAGUGCCAGUGAGCAGGGUACCACUGGUGGUAUAGCGCCUUCAAGAUGUGGAUCGACACAGAACAUGGCUGCGAACGUGAAGGUUGUAGUAAGAGUGCGGCCAAUGAACGAAAAAGAAUUAGACAGACAUUGUCGCAUCGUAGUGGAUGUUGUUGAUGAUAAAUUUUUGGUAUUCGAUCCUAAAGAAAAGGUUCAGCCGUUUUUCUAUCAAGGUGUCCAGCAAUCGAGUAAGGGUUACUUGAAUCGUGGGAAUAAGGAGUUAAAAUUCGUGUUUGAUCAUGUUUGUGGCCAGGAAGCGUGCAAUAAUGAUUUAUUUGAGAUUGCUACGAAGGAUAUGCUUGGCUCUCUGAUGGAGGGUUACAACUGUUCAGUGUUCGCGUAUGGAGCGACAGGCGCUGGGAAGACAUUCACCAUGAUUGGUAACAGUGAAAGUCCGGGUAUAACUUACUUAACCAUGGAACACUUGUUUUACACUAUCAACUCUUUUGAGAAAGACAGAGAGUUUGAUAUUGGUGUUUCUUAUCUUGAGGUAUACAAUGAAAAUGUAUAUGAUCUAAUUAAACCAUCUAAAACACCUCUGCAACUACGUGAAGAUGCAAAGUAUGGAGUAAGAGUAGCAGGGCUUACAAUACACAAUAUUAAAACGGCACGGGAGCUUCUAAACAUGUUGGAGAAUGGUAACAAGAACCGGACACAGCACCCUACUGAUGCUAAUGCCGAGAGUUCGAGAAGUCAUGCAGUUUUCCAGGUGUACAUAAAAAUGAGUUACAAAACAAGCAGUCAAGUUCAAAUAGUGAAACUAUCGAUGAUAGACUUGGCAGGCAGCGAGCGCGCCUCCGCCACAGGGUGCGUCGGGGAGCGUUUCAAGGAAGGUGCUAAUAUCAACAAAAGUCUUUUAUCUCUGGCCAAUUGCAUUAACAAACUUUCAGAUGGAAGCAGUUAUAUACCUUACAGAGAUUCAAAACUAACGCGCCUUUUAAAAGACAGUCUGGGAGGAAAUUGCAAAACGGUGAUGAUUGCCAAUGUAUCCCCUGCCAGCAGCAGCUACGAAGACACAUACAACACUUUGAAGUAUGCAGCAAGAGCUAAUAAAAUUCAGUUGUCAAUUAAAAAGAAUAUUGUUGAUGCGGACGUGAGGGCCUCACAGUACGUUAAGAUUAAUGAGGAGUUAAAGAAGAAAGUGAAGGAACUACAGGCUAAGCUUUGUCUGUCGAGCAUCAAAGUUGAUCCCGCUAAAGACGAAUUGCGACAAGAGUGGCGCCAGCGCCUGGCGGAGGUGGACGCAGCAGUGUCCGCCCUGGAGACGAGCCUGCUGGGCCUGAUGACGCGCAAGCGCGUGCUGGCGCUGCGCCACCGCCUGCGCACGCGCGCCUUCUCGCACGUGGCCGACCUCGCGCACCGCUCUUCCACCGAGGCCGUUGAACAGAUGUGCGUAGAAGACAUACCACGACAAGAGAGAGCUGUAGAGAGCUAUACCAAACAAGCAUUGCUAUUAGACGCCAAAAUAAUGUCAGUCAGGUCCAAGUGGGAGAACAGCCGCCAAGAAUUCAAUGAUAUCAUAAACCAAGCACUGAAAGAGUGCCCAGAAAUACAGGACUUCGUUGAUAAACUACAAGUGCAGAGGGAACUUCGAUAUGUGCAAGCCAGCAACGAGUUAAGGCACAAACUUUUGCUAAUAGAGAAUGAAGAAAUCAACGCGUUUACUGAGUACAUGAGUGGAAUGCCAAAUAUGUUGAAGAAACUGUAUUUGACUUUGAAAGGCUACGAAAGAGUGACGCCGGCACUUACACAAGAAUAUUUAGAUAUUAUGAAAAAAGCAAAGUCUGCUAAAGGAAUCUCGUGGUCCGACGAAAAGUUCAAUGCGGAUUCUGAUUUCAAAGGCAUUUGUAGUCUCGACUUAGAAAGGCCAGUUAUGCUCGACUAUGGCGCAUUAAAAUGUGACACGACCAUUGACAUCGCUACGGACAGCGAAGACUUGACAGAUGUUGAAAAUCGCGACCCAAUCAGAUUAUCGGGCAAGAAGCGCAAAGGCACACCUAUAAAACUACUAAACAAUGAAACAAUAAUAAUCAAUGACACUUUAGAAAAUCUGGAUACGACAAAAACGAUGAGCGCAUCAAAGAAAGUAAAGAGAGAGAUUGAUACAUUAUGUGAUGUUGAGAACUGUGGACUUAUACAACCAAAGGACUUGAAUUCAACGUUCGAUAUGGCCGGAAACAUGGAGGCGUUGAAACGAUCAUUUAAAGCUGAUGUGAAAGCACCGAGUCAACCAGCAAAGAAAGAGCUUUCCGAUAAAAGCAACACUAUGACACGAAGUAUCAACUUUAAUGAUAAAAUCGUCAAGCCGCCGUGUAAGCCACUGCAGCAGCGUCGGGCGCCGGGAGGCGGCGGAGCGCCCCCCGCGCCCCGCACCGGCUUCGGUUCCAGCCUCGCUCGCGACGGGACCCCGUUUAACAGAAACGUGCAGCAAGAAGGUCGUAAGGCCAAUUUCACUCAAAGGUCGGUUGGUUUAAAAGCAGUUCGCGCGCGUGAGAGGGCCCCAACGCAUCCGUACUCGAGACCUGCUCCGCUUCUGCAGAGAACCACAACACUCAGAUAAUGGACUUAGGAAUUUGUAUAAGAGAAUAUAGUGUAAGAAAAACCUUUGUGAAGACAGUAUUGAAACGUGAAAGUAUGUAAGUUACAAAUACGACGUUAAUUAACAAAUCGAUACUUCGGGGAGGAAAAGUCGCAAAAGUUAAUUUUAUCAAAAAUGAGUUGUUUAUGUAAUUGGGUUUAAUUUUCAUGGCCUUUCAGUCUGGUUUUUUUUAGGUAAUCACAGUCAUUAAACAAAAAGGAUAUGAACUAAAACGUAAAUUGAAUGUUGUUUGCUCGUUUUGUAUACUUGGCAGUUUGGUAUUUACUCCCUUUCUUCCCUGAAGUGUCGAAAUGUUGAGUUAUUGACUCUGGGUAUAAGUUUGGUUAGGUUUCUUUUAGUUACACGCGUGUGUUGAGUGCACUUGGUAAGAAAGAUUAGUUCACCUCUCGUCAACUUCAUUUACACUAAGACGUAUAUUAUUUCAAUACACAAAUUUAUUUUGCUUGAUUGGUUAUGACUUUUGGAGUACAAGGUCAAUAUACUAUUGUAAAUGUAUACUUGUAUUUUCUACUGUGUGUACGUAUGUUACGAUUGAUCUAAAUUAUAAGUAUUAUAAAUACUGUUAUUUAUAGAUUGGUUUCUGAAAUCUAGUGAAAGAUGGAUUCAACAAUGAUAAUGUAAUGUGCUAGAUAACCACACCAAUUGCCUGGUUUCAAAUUAGGGAAUGCCCUGUACUAGGGAAUAUUCCCUACACACUCCUUUAGAAAAGCAAAUUGCUCCUGCCGGGAAUCGAACCCGGGAUGCAUCCAGCACCCAUAAUAGAAACUAUUGUGCCACAGAGGUCGUAAAAUAUAAUAUUACGUAUAAUAAUUCUAAACAUUUGACUGUAUAUUUGUCUGACUGACUGAAUAGACUUAAAUGUGUGAUUGAUAUUAUGUGGCUGAUAUGGCGAAUACUUAUUUAGUGUUCUGACAUUUUAAAAUGGUAUGGCCAUAGUUUCGGGAAACAAUGGACGAGCUCGGUGGCCGUGUAGAGUUCCCGAACGAGGAAGCGAACUUUUUUAAAUUAAUUUUGGUCUGCAGUGAGUUUCAUAGUACAGGGAAUUGCCUAGUCGCCAGGUAACAUUGUUAUUAUUAAAAUAACAAAUAUUACAACUUUCAUUUUAAACAAAUGUUUUUCUACAUUCUGUAAAGCUAUUUUAAGUUUUUUUUAUUAAUUUCUGGAUAUCCCAUAAUAUGUCUGCAUUAUUCAGUUAACCCUUAUAAGUUUUCAGCUACUAUUUGAUUGCUAAAUAACUAUGAGCGGUUAUCAUGGUGAUUUUUAGCAGCGUGUCUGCAGCGAUCCAGUUGUGAUGCAGUUGCUAAUUGACUACCUUUACAUACACACGCGACUUAAGUAGCGAUAGAAUCGCGAUGUAAACACGAUGUAAACGCGAUGCACGUGUGAUGGCAUGCAAUCGCAUGUUGGGCAAUUGGGCAAGUGUUGCUAUACAAUCGCGCGUUUGGUUGUAUCGCUGCUAAAAGUCACCGAGUGUAGUAACCGCUAUGUAAUAUAUCACUAUAUAAUGUAUGAAUAUGCACUUGAUACGCGUAUCAAAAAAAGACCAAAAAAUUCCGUCUUAACCCAUUAGUGCCCGCCGACACUAGUUUAAGUACGCGUAAUUUUUUUAUACUACUAUUAAUAUUCAUUACAAAAGUGUAUAUGUGACGUAAAACAGUUAAUCUUGAUGUUGUUACUUUAAAAAAUUGUAAAAAGUGGUUCUACUGUUCUUUUUUGCGGGAUUAAUUUACGUAAAAAUUGAUUGGAGUAAUUUAUUCUCUAUACUCAAUUAAAAAUUGGAGUAAUUUAUUUGGUUUUCAUGUAUGAGUUAUUUUUAAGUAAAUAAUGGCACAACGGAUAUUACGCGUAUAUAAACUUUACUU